Messenger RNA from Strongyloides ratti, 468 nucleotides. RefSeq names its product SKP1 component family and BTB/POZ fold domain and SKP1 component, dimerisation domain and SKP1 component, POZ domain-containing protein. The record is from RefSeq and is a predicted model, not a curated record. Bases 1 to 468 code for a protein of 155 amino acids. Gene Ontology annotation, molecular function: cullin family protein binding. Gene Ontology annotation, cellular component: nucleus; cytoplasm. Gene Ontology annotation, biological process: SCF-dependent proteasomal ubiquitin-dependent protein catabolic process. NCBI's taxonomy places the organism in Eukaryota, Metazoa, Nematoda, Chromadorea, Rhabditida, Strongyloididae. The transcript is spliced from 2 exons.
AUGAAUACUCGUGUGAAAAUUGAAACAGGUGAUGGUGAAAUUUUUGAGGUUACCAUGGAAUUUAUUAAAAAUUUAAAAACAUGCUACCAGAUGGUUGAAACUUUAGGGGGGAAUUGUGCUGUAACUCUUCCUUUGUCAAAUAUUAGAUCUGAUAUUUUUAAAGAUAUUUUAUCAUGGUUGAACAUAUACUUAACAUUAACAGAUCAAUCAAAAGAUUUAACAUCCUGGGAAAGUGAAAUGUUCAGUUCAUGGAACAAAGAUUAUUUAUUUGAAUUUAUGAAUGCUGCAAGUUUUUUAGAAAUUGAACCUUUAAUAAAAUCAACAUCUACAUUUGUAGCAUUACAACUUACAAAAUAUGGUAGUAAACACAAUGAAAUGAGGGAAUAUUUAUCAGUUGAAGAUGAAAUGAAUGAAUUUGAUAUACAAGAAUUCGACAAAAUAUCAGGAUUAAAUGAUCAACGAGAUUAA